UGCUUAAUUAUCGUUUCCAAUUAGCACCCAACUGACCGAAAGAAUUAAAUAAAUAAUGGAUAUUGCGGUGGCUCCACCGCCAAACAAACGUGCACGGAAAUCACAAACAUUGGACCAGGACAUCACGGGUAUACGGGCCAUCCUGUCCGAUGAGUUCGACGAGGACAUAGCGCUCAUCAAGGCGCACAGUUGCCAGCUGGAGACGAAGCAGCAGUUGCAGGCGGUCAUCCAGGAGCUGUCCCAGAAACUGCCCCACUUCCAGCAUCUGAAGCGUGUCCGGGAUCGCAGCGUGCUCAUCUGUCCGAGUUCGGAGAUCGGUGUAUCCCAAACCCUCGAGCAGCACCUCGAACAGUUCGCCUUCUCGGAGCACGUGCUGCGUGCCCUGUGCCAUGGAGUCCGGGUGGUGGAUGUGCCGGAACGGAUGCCCCGGCUGCGGGCGCAGUACGAGAAGACCAUCCAGCACUGGCCCUGCAAGUUCCACCCGAAUCACUACUCGGAAUCGCUGCGCAAUGGCACCAAUUUCAGCGCCGGACAACGCAUCUUCCACAAGCGGAUGGCCCAGCUGCUGGUGAGGCUCUCGCGGGACGUGAAUGCGAGUCGACCGGUGGGCAUCUGUGUGGAUCCACGACAACCGAGCAUAGUGUCCAUCGCAGGAGCCAGUGAGUCCGCCAGCCCACACGAACACUGCGGCAUGCUGCUGGUGGAUUUUGUGGCCCGAAGUCAAGAAGGAGGCGCCACAAAGACGGAUCUCCCAUUCACCGAAGAUUCGGAGGCGGAGGCGGAGGAAACCACGCUGCGGGGCAUACCCAAAGCCUACUACGAUUACCUGAGGAAAAAUGACGAGUACAAAGACCUGACAUUCGGAGCAGAGAAGUCGAGGGAGAGUAAGGAAGUGGAGCACGUGCAAGGGGCAGACAAUCUGGCCAAAUUCGGACCCUAUCUGUGCACCGGCUACGAUGUCUAUCUGCUGCAGGAACCCUGCCUCAUGUGCUCCAUGGCCCUGGUUCACAGUAGAGCCAAAAGGGUGUUCUUCCUGAGAAACUCGGAGAACGGAGCUCUGGUCUCCCGAUUCCAGCUGCACUCGGUGCGGGAACUCAACCACCACUACGAGGUGUUCCAAUUCACCACCAGCGAGGACGGAGACUUGACGUAACAUUUAACAGACCUUGGUUUAAUAAAGGAUUUAUAAGAUA
Drosophila elegans is the source of this 1193-nucleotide messenger RNA. Its product is annotated as probable inactive tRNA-specific adenosine deaminase-like protein 3. The record is from RefSeq and is a predicted model, not a curated record. Gene Ontology annotation, cellular component: nucleus; cytoplasm. Gene Ontology annotation, molecular function: tRNA-specific adenosine-34 deaminase activity. The coding region runs from base 56 to 1153 and encodes 365 amino acids. The transcript has a single exon. NCBI's taxonomy places the organism in Eukaryota, Metazoa, Arthropoda, Insecta, Diptera, Drosophilidae.